CUGCUGUCCUCUAUCUCCCCUAGAGGCAGCGGGCCCGAGCUUGGUAAUCGUUUUGCGUUUAAACCUCGCUGGGAUGAAUCUUGGCUAUUGCGUCGAGACCCGGGGAUCCUCAGCAGCCCUUAACGCGUGCUGUUGUGCUGAGAAAAUCCGUGCCGCGGAGGCUCUGAAGCCCGGCACAGACAAAGACGUGGCAGCCGGGAGCGCCGUGCUGCAGGCGGGGGCUGGGGGGGAAGGGAGCGGCCCGAGGACGUGCUGGUGUGGCCCUGUCAGUGUGUGCGUGGAGCUCCGUGGAGAGAUGGGCUCCUGCUGGUCUUCCAGGAGACAGCCGGCUGUGGAGCUCGUGCUAAAUGUCAGGAAUUUCUCAGUGUGGGUUUCACUACCUGUAUUUGUUAAAAAUCCAGCGUUGUUGUACGUCAUCCUUAAAGCCCUGCUUCCGUAAAUAAGUGGGUCUCAUUUCUGAUGGACUUCUCCCAUUGUGAAGGUGGAAAGCUCUGACUGACUUCUCAGGGUGUUCUGCUGUAAUCUCAGUUCUUACUGAAGCUUUUAACUGAUCUUAUUUUGUAUGUAGCUGUGUACUCUGUUAAUUGUUUUUGUUAAUAAUUAUAAUUUUUCUUAUGUGCUGCAUGCUUUGUUUACUUCAUUAGUUCUUAUGUGAUGAGAUAUACUAGAGCAUUUAUUUAGUCAAGUGGCUGCAUUUGAGCUAUUUUACUCUUGUUAAGCAAUGGGAGCCUUUGAAUAUUUUAAGAGAAAAUGCACGCAGAACUUGGUUGUUUUUUAUUUCAACUGAGUUGAUGUAUCUGUAAGUGCUUUCACUUGAGUCAAAAUACAGCCAAGACAAACUUGUUCUGGCCAACUCACAGCUGUUUGUCCUGACACUGGGGCUUCACAGCUAAAAUCCCUGUGCCUGACAUACCUGAACAGUCAAGCUUGGCCUGGUUGCAGAGAACCAUAAAAGCAAAGAUGUCACAACUCCUGUAAGCUUUGCUAAGUCUAUGCUCCUCCCUAAUGGGGUCUUCAGCCUGAGCCGCCUUUUGAGCCCAACUUUGUGCUGUGUGACCAUGCCAGAGGGUUUUACCAUUUUGCUGGCAAGGGACCAAGUGCUUUGCCUAGAGUACUGCGUUUCUUAUGCCAUCAGCAGUCUUAACACUCCAUUUUAUACAAUAUAAUGGAUAAAAAGAUAGCACUGCUCAUCUCCCAAACCUCAAUGAGAGAUGACACUCAGGGUAGACUUUCAGAAAUGGUCUUCUAUGCUGCUCUGUAGAGCACUGCAAUAACAUUUGACACACAAUGAGCAUUUGGGUAAGCUCAUGCUUCCUUGACUAUGUGAGGUAUGUGCUAGGCUUGGGCAGUUUCUGCUGUUAUUGAUGUUUUCUUUGGCUUGCACUCUUUGAGCAGUUCAGAGUUCGUAUCUUGAAGCAGAGGGUGGAAACUGGUGUUCAUUAUGACUCUCCUGCCCUACCACAUUGCACAUGAAAGUCCUUUUGAACUGAGAGGUUUGCAUUAGUAAGGUUCUCUGAGUGCUUACCCGGUAAUGUUUUCACGUCAUAGAAAUAGCAAUGGUAGCAAGGAUGAUGCAUUAGAGCAGUGUAACUUGCGUUAGCACAGUCAGCUGUCAGCCCUGCUCUUUGCAGCACGGCGUGAUACCAACUGGAGGCGCCCAGCAUCUCUGUGAUACACUUUUUUGUGUUUGUAUGUGUGAAUCUGUUUUAGGAGAAUGUGUUUACUGGUCAAUCCAAAAUCUACAGCUACCUGAAUCCCAACAAAUCUCCUGGUGCUCGCUCCCCUCUUCAAGAAGAAAACUCUGUCAUGUAUCACGAAGUGAAAUGUCAGGGCAAAGCGCUAACUGAAACCAACAGGAAAGGAGAUGAAAAAAAGAAUGGUGGCAAUGUAAUUGAAGGUGCUACGAAACCAGAAGACCAGAAAGAUAAGGAAAGUGGGUGCAAUACCUCAGUGCUCUCUUCUGAUCAAAAAACCCAAGGAACUGUAGAAGCUGAGAAGACACUCCUGCCCUCAGACUGUGCUGGUGAGGCCAGUGCAAAGCCAGCUCAGAAGAAGAUGGUUAAAACAAAACGUGGACCAAGAAGGAAAACACAAGGAAGAGCACCGAAUCGAAAAGUGACAGAUUAUUACCCAGUUAGAAGAAGCUCCAGGAAGAGCAAAUCUGAACUGGAGACUGAGGAAAGGAGGAAAAUUGAUGAACUAAUUACAAGUGGGAAAGAAGAAGGAAUGAAGAUUGAUUACAUUGAUGGCAAAGGGAGAGGAGUAAUUGCUACUAAACAUUUUAAUCGUGGCGAAUUUGUAGUUGAAUAUCAUGGAGAUCUCAUAGAGAUCACUGAUGCUAAAAAGCGGGAGGCUCUGUAUGCUCAAGAUCCAUCCACAGGCUGCUAUAUGUACUAUUUUCAGUACCUCAGCAAAACGUACUGUGUUGAUGCUACAAAAGAAACUAAUCGUCUGGGAAGACUGAUUAAUCACAGCAAAUGUGGCAAUUGUCAAACAAAGCUUCAUGACAUUGAUGGUGUGCCUCAUCUCAUAUUGAUAGCUUCCAGAGACAUUAAAGCAGGUGAAGAACUGUUGUAUGACUAUGGAGACAGAAGCAAAGCUUCCAUUGAAGCUCAUCCAUGGCUAAAACACUAAUUCUUCAUCUUUUGGGUGUGGCUAGGUUGUUUUUUAGGGGGAGGUGGUGGAGACUGAGUGCUCUGCAAGGAGUCGGUGGAUUUUUUCUCCAUUCUCACUUCCCUCAGCUUUCUUAGUGAACUGCUUAUGGUGUUCUGAGCUCCUUGAAAACUACAUUUUUACUUUGCAGUAUUUAAAUUCCUAUUACAGAUUUCUAAGCAGGCUCAAGUUUUCUCUUAGAUUGCCAAAACUUCUGUAUUGUAAAAGGAAGCCCUCCCUAGAAAACAGAACCCUUCUGCAUAGUGACCACUGCCACCUGAGCAUGUGAGGACUUGCACAGAAUGGAACUUAGUCAUUUGGAUUGUUCUUCUGCAGUGAAAUCUUAUACUCCAUUUUUUGGGGUGGUGAACUUGACAUUAGCUUUAUGACAGGAAAUGUGCUUUUUUUAUGCUGGCUCCUAUGUCAAUGGCUUGACUACUUGUUAGACUUCUUGCAAAGAUUUUUUUAAUGGAUGCUCUUGUUUCUAUCAUUCUCAAAUAACUUGUGGUAGGGUUCUUUUUUUUUUUUUUUCCCCCCAGUGUGGUAUCUCAUUAGUGAUUAACUUUAAAUGCACUUCUGCUGAGGGAAAUGGAUGGUCAUAUUGGUUUUCUUCAGAGAAAUAACUCCAAGACAAAUGUAAAUGGAUUUUGAUAGGCUGGGUUGAUUUAAAAAAUGUAGGAAUUUAACUUCACAAGAGAAUCAAUGUUGAACACAACUUUCUAAAAUUUGGGAUGGUAUCUUCUUAUAGAUGAUGACUGACUCUCGGAGGUGAUGAUUCUUAGAGGGUUUUAAAGAAGCAAAACAAACAAACAAAAACUCUCUGAAAAUGUUAUUACCUUCCCAUGCUAUUUAUAGCUCCAUCAGAAGUUAUUUAUUUACUGUGAAUGCUUGAAAUAGAGCACAGUGGUUCUGUAAGUCAUCUUUAUAUGCAGCUUCAAAUGGUAAUGAUGGUGUUUGUGCAAUGAAGAAAGUAUAUUCCUUAUUGCCUAGUCCUGUAGGUCUGUCCAGCAUGGUCUGGGCCCACUGUCUUAAAUGGGAGCUGUGUGCUUAGCAUCUUGCAGAUGUUUGUAACAUCACUGUUUGAGAACCAAAUCUGUCAUGUAGGCAGGCAAUAUACAAUGCAGGUCCUUUAUGUUAAAGAUGAGUUCUUACCAAUUAGAAUUUUUGCCAAGGAAGGCUUGGCAUGUGUGUAGAUGAAGAUGGCUGUGAGCCAUUUGUCAUGCUUGCUGCUGGAAGAUGUCAGCAAGGGAUCUGUGGCUCUGCUUGUCUUUUUUUCCUCCAUGUCUUGAAGGCUGCAGCUGCUUCAGCUAAUGCCCUCUAGGACAACCUCGCACGCUUGCCUGUGUGAUAGGUCAUAUAGCAACAUCAUGGUUGUAUGCUCCAGCAGCAAGAGAAGUGGUGAAGUGAUGUAUUUUUUAAAUGAAAAACUUGAAGACAAUGUCUCUGUAAAAUAAAGAAUAUAUUUAUUAUUUAUGAAGUGGC
Molecule: messenger RNA, 4134 nt
Organism: Meleagris gallopavo (turkey)
Lineage: Eukaryota; Metazoa; Chordata; Aves; Galliformes; Phasianidae
Source: RefSeq, a predicted model, not a curated record